Molecule: messenger RNA, 2289 nt
Organism: Chara braunii
Lineage: Eukaryota; Viridiplantae; Streptophyta; Charophyceae; Charales; Characeae
Source: the annotation of a GenBank genome assembly
AGGUACAGGUGUGGGAAAAUACAGUAGGAUGAGUAUCAUAAGUUAACUAAGGAUAGGAUAAACGGGAAAAGAAUAGAGGACAACAGCAGAUAAGUGUAGAGCAAAGGGUGAUAAUUAACAAGAUAAGAUUUAAUAGAUACACUUGACGAGAGGAUAGAAUGUACCUGACUACGGGACCAUCGAGUGGAAACGGAGGGAGUUUUGGAGGAGCGGGUAACUAUGGGGGAAAUAAUAAUAAUCAACAAAACCUCGUAGGGCAGAGUAAUCCCGGAGGAAGCGGGUUCGGGAACGCAGGCGGACCGAACAGGGUUUGCUAUAACUGCGGUAAACCCGGGCACUUCGCUAGAGACUGCUGGUCCGGACGCGGAAGGCAAAACCAGCAAAUUCAACAAGAUCCGGAGAUCGAAGAGAUAAAGGAGCAGUUCAGACAAGCAAGGAGUGAAAGACAGGAACAAGAAGAGAGAAGGAAGGCUGAGGAGGAGAAGAGGGCGAGAGAGGAGGAAGAAGUCUGGAAAAAUCAGGACUUCGCAAGGAAGAUGGAGGAAUUGAAGCUCCAACUACGCAUCGAUCUGAACGAAGAAUGGAGGACGAAGAAUCAGGCAGCGGAGGAAGCCGUGCGUGACACAAGGAGAGAGAAAACGGUCAGCAAAGCCAGGAAAGGGAAGAGAGGCCGGCGAAAGGUACGAAAGACAAAGAGGAAAGUCUACUUCGACACGAGUGAGGAAUCUACCACGGAGACGGACACGGCUUCGAGUUGCACAGACACUGCGAGCGACUCGGAGAUACGCAGCAAGCGAACGUGGUCAAGGAAGCGGGGAGGAAAGGGGAGAGCAAAGGCCGGAAGCAGGAAAGGGAAGGAGGCAGCACCUAUGAAGGAGGCCACGCCAGUAGUACACGAGAAGGGUGAAUGCUCCAGGAAAGCACCAACGGAAGGAAGGGGAAGUGAGCAUCGAGAUGAGACUGCGAAGGGGGAGGAUGGACGGGAUAAAGAAGCGGAGCCGAAGACACCACUAACAAAUGGGUAUAAAGGGCUCUCAGCCAGCUGUUCGCAACAAGGUUUGAUAGAAUAUUGCAUCUCGGCUCAUAAAAUCUAUUCGGAGAAGAAGGCACACACUCUCAGAAGAAUUUGCGAGAAGAAGGGUAUUAAAUACACUACAAAGCCGGAAGUCGUAGAACUGUUGGCGCGACAACAAGUGGAACUCGCGUAUGACGGGUUCGAUACGACCAAGAACGCUGACGACACGAACGGAAGAGGGAAGGCACCUGAGACGCCUAGAAAGGAGACUUUAAAGGAGAAGACCGUGAUGGAGACUCCGACGAUGCGACAACCCAGAAUCGCGACUGAAGAUCUGAUCGGCAGCAAGAUCGGUGAUAGAGCGAUAGCCACAUUUGUAAAGAUCAGGAUCAGGCUGGUCUGGAGUAGAAACAAGAUUGUCGGCGAGCUGCUGCAUAACCAGAAGAAAUACGCAACGGAGGUGGAACGGAUCUGCAACUGUACAGGUAGCAACCUACCAAAGGUGGAGGGACAUGUAAAGACAAGAUUCGCGAACCUGAAGGAUAUACCGAGCUUUGUCAGGAACGCGAGGAACGUGACAAGAUCAGACGGAGCGGUGGACAUACGGACACUGGAGCAGGCGAUCCUGGCUGCUACGAAACACUUGAGAGGACCGGAGAUACCGGUGGUUCUACCGAAGGACACAGUACGCAAGGAAGCGAGACGAAGCCCAGCGUGGACAGAGAAUGAAGUGCACAACUGGAGAAGGAUAUUUGAAGGAUUCGUGCUCACACCGAUAGACUGUAACCAGGGGGAUACCGCGGUCAUCUGCCCGGUUCUAUACCGCCACGCUUUUGGAAAGGUAUUCCUCUGGAACGAGAACUACGAAGCCGUCGGCGAUCUGAACUCGGAAGUAGAACUGCUGCGGAAGGGCAGAGAGGACUUUACGAACCUAAAGCUGGACAAAAUCGGAGGAUGGAAACCUGACGGGAGGCUCGAGACCGCCUAUGUGAUACCGAAGCACAAGGACCUGGAUAGAUGGAGGCCCAUAGCACCGGCACCAUCUGAUCCAGGAGCACUCGCACAACGGCGAGUAGCGAGGGCACUACACUGUCUCUUUGUGAGGCUGCCGGUGACAAACCCCUUCUGUUUGAACUCGGUGGCUGAACUCGGCAGACGGAUGGAAGCAGCUGCGCGUAGACUAUAGAACGAGGGUUGUACGGAAGUAGCAGGACGAUGCUACGACAUAAAGGAGAUGCUCUCAAGGAUUCCGCAUGAGGUUGUGCUACAAGCAG